UAGGAUGAUUCAUUAUAUACAAAUGAAAAUUCCUAUUUCUUGUCCUCUGCCCUCGAUACUUUGUCAUAUACUUCACUGUUAUAUUUGUCUAUUUACUUUACUUUUCCACGAUCCCUACGAACAACGGUUUAUCUAUUUUUUUUAAUUCUCCUCUCUUUGAUCAAAUUUUCACCUAGGUGAAUAAACAUCGAAGCAAUAAUGUUGCUCAAAGCCUGUUUCGCAGCCUUGAUUGCCAGCACUGCCUCUGCUCAUACCCACGGCCACGGUCAUGAGCGUCGCCAUCAAGAUAUUCAACCAAGCAGUAGCAGCACUGUUGGCCCUGCGCCCCUUCCUACAGACAAACCUCAAUUUGGCGGCGUGACUCCUCCAACGGGCUCUGACAUUUCAUACUGCGGCAACCACGGUAACCCAUACGGCAGCAACAUUCUUGUCAUCGAUGAGAAGUGGGUUCCCGACUUCGACUAUGUCACACGGAUGACUUUGCCUGCUAGCACUACCGAAUCAUGGAACGUUGUGGUUUGGAAUAAAUGUGGUACCGAUGGCGGCCUCAACGGCGACUUCGGAGAGUGGGUUCAAAACUUUACGAUUCAACCAGGCGAAACCAAGUACAUUGCUUUCGACGUCGAUACAGCGGGUGGAUGGUGUGCUUCUCCUGGUGACAAAGUCAUCCUUAACGAAUGGGGCAGUUGCUCCAGCACAUGGGGUGAAUUUGAAUUUGCCCAUGCGUCCACUAAAGCCUCUGGAUUUGACGUCUCUGUUAUCCAGGCUCAAAAUGCCCACUUCACUGUACAAGGUAUGAAUAUAUGUGCUACGGGUACAGACACAUGUUCAUCCAUCACAAAUUCGGGAGUUGUGAACAAUGCCUACACUGCUGCCGAAGCCUAUAAUCCUAGCCUUGGUGGGCACUUGAAUCCCGGGAAAGUAACCCUGGACUGCACGCUCAAUUACUCGGGCUAAAGAAUUUCUUUCAAAAGUUCGUUCGGGCUAUAACUUUCUCAUUUUCAAUUCAAUUCAUUCCUCUUCCUUUUCCAUUCUUUUCUCUUCUUAUACACAUCUAAGUUCCAAUCUUAGAAUUU
Talaromyces proteolyticus is the source of this 1076-nucleotide messenger RNA. RefSeq lists its product as uncharacterized. Bases 199 to 957 code for a protein of 252 amino acids. Gene Ontology annotation, molecular function: IgE binding. Lineage: Eukaryota; Fungi; Ascomycota; Eurotiomycetes; Eurotiales; Trichocomaceae. The record is from RefSeq and is a predicted model, not a curated record. The transcript has a single exon. Gene Ontology annotation, cellular component: extracellular region.